UGGUUGACUAAUGUUAUUUUUGUUUACUAAUAUUUCUCUCGUUAGCGUUAGACCAUUUUUUUACUUAAAUAUAGAGUAAAUGAAUGAAUCAACAAAUAAACGUGUACGCUCCAGCAAUUGGGAUGAUUAUGAUAAAGAGGUCCUUCGAACCUUGGCGCUGCAGCGGGCUGAAAUAUUGGAAAAUAAAGACACUACAACUAAAGUUAAUGCCGCCAAAAAAAAGGCAUGGGAAGAGGUUGUCACUAGUUUCAACAGAGUUUCACGUAAUAAAAGAGAUUUGCCCCAAAUUCUCAAUCAAUGGAGGAACAUGAAAACUAGGGCUAAAAGUAUGUCUAAUGAGAGAAGAGAUAGCAGUUCAACUAGUAAUGAGUUUAUUUUACCAGAAGUGGAAUUGAUUGUCGAACCAGAGACCUCAACUGUACGUGAAGUAUUUUCAGAAGGAACCUCUAAAAAAGCAAAAAAGAAAAAUAACUUGAAAUCAAAUUGCUGUAAUCAAGACCAUGAACAUGAAAUAUAUCUCCUUGCAAAGAAAAGCAGAGAAGAAGUCAUGUGGCAACAGAGACAACUGCAUGAAACCAGAAUGCAGCAAGAAAAGGAGAUUCAUGAAAAAAGGAUUGACUUAAUGAGACUAGAGGAAGAAUAUUGGCGAUUAAAAAUGAAACGUAUUUAUGAAACGUAGUUAAAAUAAUUUUAAUAGAAUUGUUGUCACUAAUAUCAAUUUAUGACUGCAACUUGACAUGAUGUGAUGAAAUAGAAGAAGAAAUCUGUUCUGAUAAACAAGCUGUGUGUCAGGAGUGUCAGGCUUAGCUUAAUAUAACAUCUAAAUUUAUUUAAAAAUUUACUAUAUUAUUUUAUUUUAUUUGUCAAUAACAUGUUUUGAAUUUUAUUAAAAUGAAAAGUGUUGUGAACUUGUGUAAAAUUACCUGAAUUCAACAACAAUAUUAAUGUUACCAAGUUUGUUAAGUAAUUAUAUCCUACUUGUAUUUUUCCUAUGAUAUCUGACUGCAUUUUUAUAAAACCAUUUUAUUUAUAAUACUUUUGGUGCAAUAUUCUGUCAUGUGUGUUUAUUUACAGUCAAAAAAUGUAUUUUCUUUUUAUUUCCUUAAAAUCUGGCUUUAAAUAUAUCUCCCAGCUGAAGCCCCUUAUAAAUAAUAUGUGUAAAAUUUUGAAGCAGAACUUUAGGCUUGUUAUGGGCAUAGCGGAUAAACAUCCCAGAGCAUUCACAGAUAAGUCAGUAUCUUAAGUUUA
Pieris brassicae (large cabbage white) is the source of this 1248-nucleotide messenger RNA. RefSeq lists its product as uncharacterized. Bases 80 to 679 code for a protein of 199 amino acids. The transcript has 5 exons. The record is from RefSeq and is a predicted model, not a curated record. NCBI's taxonomy places the organism in Eukaryota, Metazoa, Arthropoda, Insecta, Lepidoptera, Pieridae.